AUGCGCGCCAUAAACCUCAUCCUCUCGGCGCUCUUGCCUGCAGUCGCAAUCGCCGCACCGACAACCACCAACACGACAGCGGCAUGCACAAACCCCCAGAAGCGCGUCGAGUUCCGCAAGCUCACGGCGGCCAACAGGCAGCAAUACGUCGACGCCAUCUUCUGCAUGUCCAAGAAGCCCUCGGAGCUCGGGAUGGGGCUGAACACGACCCGCCUCUCCGACUUCACCUACGUCCACGCCCUGCUCAACAACGAGAUCCACUUCGUGGCUCAGUUCCUGCCCUGGCACAGGUGGUUCCUGUACCUGUACGAGCAGGACCUGCGCAAGUGCGGCUACGAGGGUCCUCUGGCCUACUGGGACUGGACGCUCGACCAUCAAGACCUCCCCAACGCCAGCAUAUGGGAUCCCGUGUCGGGCAUCGGCGGCGACGGCGUGGUCCCGCAGGGCGUGAGCCGGAGGCAAAACGCACUGGCCGACUAUGGCGUCGACCGCUCCCAGCCCGUGUACUACUUUUGCGUCGGGGACGGGCCGUUCAAGGACCUCAAGGUGGAGUACAAGAGGUCCGAGAACGUGCCGCACUGCCUGACCCGCAACUUCAACAACGGCAACAAUUUCCCCGGCGACAUGAACGGGUGGGCCGUCUCGCCGUCGUCCAUCGCCAGCGUCAUGGCCAAGCCCAACUACGACGAGUUCCGCCAGUGGCUCGAGGGCCUGCCGCACGGCGCCAUCCACAGCGCCAUCUCAGGCGACAUGGGCCCGUCCAGCUCGCCCAACGACCCCGUCUUCUACCUGCACCAUGCUCAGGUCGACCGCCUGUGGCUGCAGUGGCAGCAGCAGAGCGCUGGCAAGGCUACCGAAUACGGUGGCAGAAGGACACAGGACCUGCCAGAGGGUCAACAGACGUCGGCGCUGACCGACGUCAUGGAGAUGUUGGGUUUGGGCAAGAAUCUUGCGGUGGCGGAUGUAAUGAGUGUGCAGAGCGAACUGCUCUGCUACGAAUACGUCUAA
Molecule: messenger RNA, 1008 nt
Organism: Pyricularia pennisetigena
Lineage: Eukaryota; Fungi; Ascomycota; Sordariomycetes; Magnaporthales; Pyriculariaceae
Exons: 1
Coding region: 1-1008 (335 amino acids)
Molecular function (GO): oxidoreductase activity
Source: RefSeq, a predicted model, not a curated record